Messenger RNA from Capsaspora owczarzaki ATCC 30864, 1592 nucleotides. RefSeq names its product zinc finger protein. The transcript is spliced from 4 exons. Bases 82 to 1521 code for a protein of 479 amino acids. Gene Ontology annotation, molecular function: palmitoyltransferase activity. Lineage: Eukaryota; Filasterea; Ministeriida; Capsasporidae. The record is from RefSeq and is a predicted model, not a curated record.
CUCAGCCUUCUCGCCAACGUCUCCAUUCUGACUUUCAUCAACACACACGCAACUUCCUUCCUUGAUCCAGAUCCACUGAGAAUGAGCGUGCUAACGGCAAUGCCACGGCGGGCAUGGCGCUCAGUGGCGCAGCUGGUCGCUGGGACUGGACUCGGGUCGAGGUUGGCAUCCGGCAGCUCGACCGGCGCCACACUGCUGCCUGGAUCAUCGUCGCUUGCGAUCGGCAUGCCUGGUGAGCACCAUAUUGGUAGCGGUGGUGGCGUCGACGACGCGGCGGACGACGAGGACGAGACUGGCGCAAUGGAAAUGCACUACAGCUCGAGCGCGACUCGCCGUGGAGCGACCGCCGCUGCGUCGUUCUGCCAUGCCGUGGCUGCAUCGUCAGUGUGCUCGGAAGGCACUGCCGACGCGCCGGCGUCCGAGCGCGCAGAUCCACAGCUGAUGACGCCAAACCGAUUGCCGAGCCUGGGAAAGCUCAAGUCCGCUGAAGUCAACGGGACGACAAGUGCAUCCUCGAGCGGAGUGUCAUCAACUGGUAGCGCUGGUGGCAACAUGGAGCACCAAGGCCAGCAUGGAUUGUCGUUUGGCAGCCUGGAAAACAAGAACUUUGAUAUCGAAGCUGGCAGACUCCCAUCUUUGGCAGCCUACGACCCGCCUACGGCAGUAUACGGACGAUGGCUGGUCGCGGAUCCAUGCGGGCUGGUGUGUGCCAUCAUCACGCAGAUGCUCGUCAUGUACGCGUGGGGCGUGAUGAUUUUCUUUGUGUGCAGUGACGGAUUUUACGAGCUCGGCUGGGACACGCUCCACAUUGUUGCGUUUUCAACGGGCUGCUUUAUGGCACAGUGGUCGCAUCUGAAGGCAAUGAUGUCCAAUCCUGGCACUGUCCCGCGCGGGCUUCCGGACUUUGUCAUGGAGAAGAUUGACCGCACAAACCCGAUUGCUGUCAACAACGAGAUUGUGACCAACUGCGUCCGCUGCAACAACUACAAGCCGACUCGCGCACAUCAUUGCAGUGUGUGUCGGCGGUGCGUUCGGAAGAUGGAUCACCACUGUCCAUGGAUUAACAAUUGUGUCGGACAGGCCAACCACAAGUACUUUUUGCAGUUCGUGUCUUACAUUCUCACAAUUUGUAUUUAUCUUUUGGUGACCAUUUCGGUCAAGGCCAUUAUUUGCGUUCGCAGUAGAUGGGUCGGGUGCGAAAAGUGGGCGAUGGCAAGCGGAGGCGCAGCGCUGAUCAUCUCGGUCAUGUUCGAAGCCGCUUUGUUUGGGCUCUUUACGUCGAUCAUGCUGGUCGACCAGGUGUGCAACCUGUCGCAGGACGAAACCGGCAUCGAGCGGCUGCAACGACCCAUGGCGACGGUCGUUUCCCAAAUCACCGACGCCAAGAAGAAGCGCAGGCGAAAGCAGAGCACUGUUCAAGCGCUCGUUGAGGUGUUUGGCUCCGACCCUGGAUGGCUUUGGCUGCUUCCUGUGCGUCCCGUCCAUCCGCGAUACAGUGCAUCGCGGCUGGUGGCUCUAUGAUGAUUUGUGCAUUGCCGUUUGUUGUCGUUUGGGUUUGUGUGAAUGAAUGAAUUGUUUUUCUCUCAGCGUUG